GUGCCGCCAAUCUUCGCACGCCUGCAUAGAACGGGAUCAUCAACUAUAUGAGAAACGAGCUCCCCAGUUGAUCAAUUACUUCACGACGUCCCUCCUUCUCCUACACUGCUUCUCCUCGUCAUGGCCUCUUCAGCUAGCAAACAACCACUCAUGCCGAUCCUCUACAGCGGCGCAACCUCCGCUCCACCUCCCACGCCCUCUGCCCAUUCCAACAACAAUCUCUGCCCCGCUCCCGACGCCGCCGAUGCCUUCUCCCGCCUCCUCCUCCACCGCCUGCCACCUCCCACUCUCUCUCUCCCCACUCGCUGCUCCUCCUCCCCAGCCACCUCUCCUCCCGUCAUAUCGCUCUCCGCCGAUCAAACCCCCACCAACGACCUCCUCUCCUUCGUUUCCGACCUCGGAUUCUUCCAGCUCACCCACCACUCUGUACCUCCAGAACUCGCCAGCUCCGCCGAGUCUGAAUCCCUCGCCCUCUUCGAUCUUCCUAGAGACCAGAAGGAGUCGUUGCUCCCCAAAAACUGGCCUCUCGGUUACGAAUGUGGCGGCGGCGACGAUGACGACGACGACGAAGCGGGUGGGCAGGGCGAGUCGUUCCGUCUGGACGGGUCGUGUUCGACCGAGUCUACCGAGUUGUCCUUGGCAUCUCUGCGCGAAUUCACGCGCGCCCUGGAGAAGUUGGGAUUAGAGAUCAUUGAUCUGCUGUCGAAGGCCAUGGAUUUCGAGAAUCCCGUGAGGGAUGACCCGACCCGAUUCUGUUCCAUGAUGUGGAUCUCGGAGUGCGAGCGGAGCACGAAGCCGGUCGUGUCGGGUGGGUUUUACCCGUUCAUAGUUGGGCUGCAGUACCAGAUCAGGAGUCAGAAGCACUCGCUGCUGUCGGAUUCGGGUUGGGUGUCCGUUUUGCCCGACGUGGACUCAAUCCUGGUCACCAUUGGCGACAUUGCUCAGGUAUGGAGCAAUGGGAAGUUGAAGAAAGUGAGAGGGAGAGCAGUGGGGGAAAUGGGCGGAGAAGUGAGUAGUGGUUCGCGAAGCAUAAGCAUGACGGUGCUGGUGAGUCUUCCGACAGAGAGCAGGGUGGCUCCGAUCCUUCCCAGGCCAGCCGCCGUGGGGCAUGAACACGAACAGGAUAAAGGAAACGACGACGAAGUGGAAAAGAGGGCAGUGUUUCAGUCCUUUGAUUUUGAGGACUAUGCUUGGAGGGUAUACCAUGAACGCCUCCUCUUUAAGGAUCCUCUUGAACGGUAUCGCAUCACUUCCACUUUAAGCACGUCACAAGGAACAGGAAUUGACAGAUUGUUCUGAGUUUGUAAAUGCACCUUGUUAUUUUGGUGAUCUUGGGAUAGUGUUUCAACUGAGACCCUUUGAUUUAUUAUAUAUUCUAGAAUCUGAUUUUGUUUCUUUUA
Messenger RNA from Prosopis cineraria, 1400 nucleotides. RefSeq names its product gibberellin 2-beta-dioxygenase 2. The transcript has 2 exons. The record is from RefSeq and is a predicted model, not a curated record. Lineage: Eukaryota; Viridiplantae; Streptophyta; Magnoliopsida; Fabales; Fabaceae. The coding region runs from base 121 to 1299 and encodes 392 amino acids.